Molecule: messenger RNA, 10316 nt
Organism: Bombyx mori (domestic silkworm)
Lineage: Eukaryota; Metazoa; Arthropoda; Insecta; Lepidoptera; Bombycidae
Gene: Gprk2
Product: G protein-coupled receptor kinase 2
Exons: 13
Coding region: 476-2278 (600 amino acids)
Biological process (GO): protein phosphorylation; signal transduction; regulation of signal transduction
Cellular component (GO): cytoplasm
Molecular function (GO): G protein-coupled receptor kinase activity; ATP binding
Source: RefSeq, a predicted model, not a curated record
ACAAACUCUUGUCAACUCCUCUAUGAAGUUGCGUGAAGUAAGAAGUGAAGUGCUGUUUUUGUGUUGUAGCGUGUAUGCUCAUGCCGUUCGUAAUUCGCGUAAUUUGAGCCCAUAUGUAAUUCAACUACUUGCUGAAAGAAACUAGCUAUCUAAGUUAACUGCGGUUGCAAGUUUACGAUCGUGACUACAUAUUCCGCGUCUAGACUGACAUGGUAACUAGGGUUCCACCACACCCUUGAUCGUCGUCAACGUUGCGUGUUUAUCGCCCGCGGCCGUGUUUUCGAUCACCCAGACGUUAUCCUGUGUGCUUAGUAGUGUUUGUGUAAAGUUUGACUUGUGGGUUAGUCGUGCUGUGCGAUCCUGGUGUGUACAUUGAUGGGCAGAGUCGCGCAGGGCUGGCGGGCGGCAGAGAGGCCGCAUCGGCGGGUUUUUGCUUCGCGGAGGGUCUUCUAUAAAAUCAGUCACACUGGAACUGAUGGAAUUAGAGAAUAUCGUCGCGAACACUGUUUACUUGAAAGCCAGAGAGGGCGGUUCCGAUAGCAAUAAGGGGAAGAGUAAAAAGUGGCGCAAGAUCCUGCAAUUUCCUCACAUAUCACAAUGUAUAGAUAUAAAAACAAAAAUAGAUGUAGGUUACGAUUACGUGGUAGAUCAGCAGCCGAUCGGGAAGCUACUCUUCAGGCAGUUCUGCGAGAGGAACAGGCCCGAUUAUCACAAGUACAACAGCUUUCUUGAUGCUUUUUAUGCUCAGGUCGAAAGAUACGAAGUGGAAGUGGACGAGACGAGGUUGGCACUGGCGGUCGACAUAUUCGGAAAAUAUCUGAAGACUGAAGACUGCGACGCCGUAACGGAUGUAGUCGGCAGGCAGACGAUUGACGAUGCCAGCGCGCUGCUCGAAGGCGGUUCCAAGGACAUAUUCUCGGAAUGCAUCAAAUACGUCAAGUGUUUCCUGGCGGGCACUCCGUUCGGAGAGUUCGAACGCUCGAUGUACUUCCACCGGUACCUCCAGUGGAAGUGGCUGGAGGCUCAGCCGGUCACGCAGAACACCUUCAGGAUGUACCGAGUCCUCGGGAAGGGCGGCUUCGGCGAGGUUUGCGCUUGUCAGGUUCGGGCGACCGGCAAAAUGUACGCUUGUAAGAAAUUAGAAAAGAAAAGGAUCAAGAAGCGCAAAGGUGAAGCGAUGGUGCUGAUCGAGAAGCAGAUCCUGCAGAGGAUCAAUUCUCGCUUCGUCGUCAACUUGGCCUACGCGUACGAAACGAAAGACGCACUGUGUCUAGUCCUCACUAUCAUGAACGGUGGCGAUCUAAAGUUUCACAUUUACAACAUGUGCGGCGCGGAGACGGGCCUGGGACUGGAGCGCGCGAGGUUCUACGCGGCGCAGGUGGCGUGUGGCCUCGAGCAUCUACACAAGAUGGGCAUAGUUUACAGAGACUGCAAGCCGGAGAAUAUAUUAUUGGACGACGCGGGUCACGUGCGCAUCUCUGACCUCGGGCUGGCGGUGGACGUGCCGGAGGGGGGCUCUGUGCGGGGGAGGGUGGGGACCGUCGGGUACAUGGCGCCCGAAGUGAUCGACAACGAGCGGUACACGUUCAGUCCGGACUGGUUCUCGUUCGGUUGCCUGGUGUAUGAGAUGAUCGAGGGUAGAGCGCCGUUUCGGGCCAGAAAAGAAAAGGUCAAAAGGGAAGAUGUCGACAGGAGGGUAAAGCACGAGCCGGAGAAGUACUCGAGCAAGUUCAGCGAGUGCAGCCGCGCGCUGUGCUCGUCGCUGCUGAGCAAGGCGGCGGGCGCGCGGCUGGGCUGCGGCGCGGGGCGGCGGGGGGCGGCGCUCGUCAAGGCGCACCGGUUCUUCGCGCACCUCAACUGGGCGCGCCUCGAGGCCGGCAUGGUGCCUGCGCCCUUCGUGCCAGACCCGCACGCCGUCUACGCCAAGGACGUCCUCGACAUCGAGCAGUUCAGCACCGUGAAGGGCGUCAACCUGGACGCGGCCGACGACACGUUCUACGGCAAGUUCAACACGGGCAGCGUGUCCAUACCCUGGCAGGCCGAGAUGAUCGAGACCGGCUGCUUCAAGGAGCUAAACGUUUUCGCGUCGACGGAGGAGGGUCGGGAGGCUCCGACGGUGGAUCUGCAGCUGGUGCCUUCCACCGCCGCCGCCGAGGAAGAGAAGGGAUGCUUCGUUUUCGCAAGACGAGUAUUGUGUCCUCAAAAGAAAGUCCCGGCGCGCCUCCGUCCCGUGUCGGUCCCGGAGCACCUCCUGCCGCCGCCCGCUGCCUCUAGCUGACCGGCGCGCGCCGCCCCAUCACACACAACCCCGACCUACGAGCACAGACCAUACCCAACCCCGACGUACGAGCACAGACUAUACACUAACGAUAACAACGUGCACAACCCUAAAUAGCAAAGGGAAUGUAAUCGAUCGUCGAAUCGAUUAGUCGUAUCGAUAUCGCGAACGUAAAAUCCUCCCGCUGUUUGGAUACCGGGUGUAAAAUAUUAUUAUUGCGAAACUAAGAUAUUAAGAUUCGAGAGAGGUGUAACUGCGUAACACAAUAAGUUUUUUUUUUUUAUCGAUACGCCACAGACAAGUAAUACGUAUUUAUGGUUCUAUGAAAUUUUAUCGAUUAUUGUUUUCGUAAAUAAUACAUCCUAUUAUUUACAUAUUGUGUAAGUAAAGUGUAAAGUUGAAAAUAUAUUUAAAAAAACCCGUGAUUUUUUUUACGAUUUUAAUUUGGAGAUGUAACAAAAAAUAGAAAAUUAAAAACGGACUCUUUGUACAUGCAAUAAGACUCGUUUUGCAGUAACAUAUGAAUUCAUUAAAAUAUUCAGAAAAAGGAAAACAGAACCUUCAUACUACUACUGUAUUGGAAAAAGAUACUCCUGUAUUAAUGUUAAUAUUUUAAAAUUAAGUAAAAAAAACAUGGUCAUACGUUUAUUGUUAUUGUUUAUUGUCAGACAAAUUAUCUUAUUUUUUUCAUUUACUCAGUUUGCAUUUUGAUACUCAUCGUCAAGAAUACAAGUUUUCGACUUAUGUAGAUUUCAUUCGUCUCUGUGCACAAGUUUAUGGUCUAUGGUGACACAGUGGUGCGUUCCCUGAUCGCAAACAUAGUACCGUACCGUACCGUACCAUCAUUUCAUUUUCUUUUGUAAUGGCGGUCCUUUUUGAUUUCGCCAAAGUCAAGUUUUAUAGAGUCUGUGGUUUUGGUUAUGCUCAGAUGUCUUUUGGUGUGGUUUGGAUUCUGGUUUGUUGGGUGGGCUUCGUGAUUGCACAAGGUCACAUCAAUUAUAAUUAUUAUUAUUUUACAAAGUAAUCAACUGUUGAAUUACUUACCUAAAUACCGUACCAUCAACAUCUGACAUCACAUUUUUUGACGUUUCAUUACGUGUGACAGCUGUCAAAAGCACGCUCGAUAGAUAAUGGUAUUUAAAUAAUGCUUUGCUUAAAGGAACGAUAUUGAAAUGUUUUCACGACAAUAAAUUGAGUAUUUUUGAUGCACAACAAUAAAUCAAGAUGAUAUUUUCUAUACGUUAUUUUUGUAAUUUGCAGUAAUGAAGCUGUCAUUGAAGUUAUAAACAUUAGUCGUGUCGAGCUAAGAACAGAGUACAGACAUAAUAGAAAAACCAUUCAACGCACAAAGAUUUUGUAUACAUUUUUUUUAUAUAGAAAAUGGAUUUUAAGGAAAACUAUGUAAGAAUUUUACCAACCCUAUAGGGCAACCUUAAACAGAAAUAAAUUAAAAAAAACACUAUAUUUUUCACAUUUACAGAAUAGUCAUGAAUGUAACAAUACCAGCAUUACGAUUAUGUUAAUAAAUAAUACGGCAACACUAGUGACUGUGGAGAAAAUUAUGUACUCAUUUUUCGUGUUUUUUGGUCACGCACAUAAUUAAACUUUCAACGUAUAUAUUAAUCGAUUUAAAACAUAAUGAGAAGAAAACUGAGAAAGACGCUAACUUCACAAGCGUAUCGAUAAAAUAAAAAAAGUGUGUGUGUCCGCUCCGACGCACGACUGGAGUUUACUGGAUAUAAAAAAUUAAACGAAACAAUACGAGAAAUAGUUCUAUAUUACGACAACACGAUACACUACAGAUUAUUAACAAAUUAACGAGACACAAAACAAACGACUAACAAAUAUAUGAAAAUACAAUAAUGAGAGAAACGCGCGAUCAGUACGAGGCUUUGUGGCGGACUGCCGGCGCAGCAGCCCGGCGUCACCUGCGAUAACGCAUUUCGUGUGACAUGCGCAAUCAGGCGCAUAACGCAUUUCGUGUGACAUGCUAGUACGAUUUUGGUCCCCAUAAUUUUCAUACCCCGGGCCUAUAUAUGUAAAUCGAUUCUAAAGGAGUAAACUCCAAAAAUCGAUAUAAUAUCGAUUUGAUAUCAAUAAAUCAAUCAAUUAUUCCGUUCACACCAUAAACAUUAUUUUUUUUAUUUAAAUUUGUAUAAUGUUUGGGCGUUGUUCUUUCUUUUCGUCGAUUUCCAGUUGCAAAUGUUUCUGAGCGAUUAAACAGAAUAUAUUUAGUGUUCCGCCUCACCUAUCCAAUGAAUGGCAGUCACUAUGUCGUCUCUAUUUGGUCUGGGUACAACUGAACAUGUCCCACGUGACGACUUACAUCUGAAGAUAAUUCAGACGAAAAGUUAUAAAAUAUUUUUUUAUACCAUUAAUUCUCGAUAUAAUUUUUACAGAAAGAAGUCUGUAUCUACGAAUAUAGGGAUUGUUGACUGUAAUCAGGUACCUUUGGCUUUAUACCGUUUGCCUGCGUCGCGCUACGGACAGGUCAACGACGCAACUGUCAAACGAUAGUUUUUUUUUUUAUAGUCGUUGUAGGCAAACGAUGUUUUACAACAAAGCCGACAUUAGUUCAGUAUGUUUAGUGCACGAUAUGCGACAAUUAUUAUUGUUGUCGCGAGCUACUAUUUCCAUAACGAAUUUCGUUUAAAAUGUGUUCAGUGCACUGGGCGUGAAAACGCAAUAGACAGACAGUUUCUUUCCUAUUUAUAAUAUUAAAAGUCGGCGUGAAAUAACUUGACGCUAAGCUCGUCACGCGACUAAUCAAUGAAGCGGCCAUCUUAAAUUUGAAAACGUCAAGAAUGACGUCAUCAAACGAGAAACUAAUAUAUUUAGAGUUGGCUUCUUGAGACUUUCCUAAUAAUUAAUUACAAUUGUUUUUUUUAUUUACAUUAUUUAUUGGUCAACAGUCCGGUCAUAACAACAACGGUCUUAUAAAUCGUUCAUCCGUGUAAACUAACCUUUAUCGUACGGAAUAAUCUAGAACUUAUUUGGCAAGCGAUGUGCUCGCAGACCGUAGUGUUUCCGUUUUGGAGACAUUAUGCGAUUUCUUUGAUAGCAACGGGCAAUCUGAUGAUAUACAAAAUGGUGUCUUGUAAUUUUCCGUUUUUUUUAAAUUUACAUUUUAUUUACAAACGAUAUAGCGUUACGUCAGAACCAAAUGGUCAUAAGUCAAAAAAAUUAAUCAGUUUUGGAAACAGUAAUGAAUGUGUAAGGGCGGGGUUCGAAAAAAAUAGAAGUGUAAUUUUUUUGGGAUUUUUGAUUAAUAACUCCAUAACACUUCUAGACUUGUUGCUCUGUGGUUCUGACAUAUCGAUAUAAUAUUGAUUAUGGAGGGUAGAGGUAAAGACUACUAUCUUGUAUAGGGGACAAGUUGAUAGUGUCCACCUGUUAACAGCGAGUUAUUGUUGGAACACUCAUCGAAGUAGCGCUAGUGUAGGAAAUGGAAAUUAUAUGAUUAAACCAGUUUUAAACAGAGCGAAGAGUGUUGAAUUGAAAAAAAAAAAUAAUUUUCAUGACUUUCUGGUGGUAGGACCUCUUGUGAUUCCGCACGGGUAGGUACCACCGCCCUGCUUAUUUCUGCCGUGAAGCAGUAAUGCGUUUCGGCUUGAAGGGCGGGGCAGCCGUUGUAACUGACUCAAAUUCAAUUCAAACUCAAAUUCAAAAUCAUUUAUUUCAACUUAGAUGUCAGUAUGACAUACUUGUUAAAUGUCAAAAUAUAAAUAACAACGCUAACUCUACCACCGGUUCCAAAAAAGCCACAGUCCUGAGAAGAACCGGCGAAACAAACUCAGCGGGCUUUUUUUUUGUUUUUUCUCAAAUAUUUACUUUUUUUUUUAACUGAUUAUGCUUGUGACCUUAGAACUUAUAUCUCAAGGUGGGUGGCGCAUUUACGUCGUAGAUGUCUAUGGGCUCCAGUAACCACUUAACACGAGGUGGGCUGUGAGCUCGUCCAUCCAUCUAAGCAAAACUUUGGUAGUUAAAAAAUAUGCAUUAUUUAAAAUCUCAACCAUUUAUUUUUGUUAUUACUAUUUAUGUAAGAAAUGUUUCCUUUUUUAAUAACCUACUCUAAUAGCUUAUUGGGGCUGUUUUUAAAUUCUUUCCACUUGCUACGACUUUAAUUAGCUCCAUUUCAAAGUUUUUUAGUACUGAGAUUGUUCUUCUUACUUCUGCCCUUUAUAAUAUUGGUGCAUCAGUGACGCGACUUGAUGUAUUACAGAUAUUUGCGCGAUAAUUUUAAGAAUAAGCGAAUUGUUUUAAAAAUACAGUCUUCAGAAAGAAUGUUACAGACGAAUCCGUCUUAAUGCUCUGUGUCGGGACUCUGGUGGCGUGUUCGUGUAUUAAACGCGGCGAAUUUUAAUCUAUUUAAACACGAUUUUAUCUUUAUGGCAAAUAGAAUUAGAUUUAUGCUAUUCGCGACAUAAAAAGUGAUUUAUACGAUUAUAUUAUUUUCACUUAAUACGCGAUAUAUUUAUGUUUGUAAUUAAAGUUGUUUUUUUAUUUGAUUUUUUGGAGUCAAUCGCCAGAUGAUUGAGUCGUUGGAUGGGUGCUAUGCCACGGUAUCCGGGUUCGAUUCCCGUAACGGAAUCAGUAUCUGAGCGAUACACAUUCAUAAUAUGAAUUAUAAUAUAAUAUACAUAAUAUUCGAGUGUCAUGUGUAUGCUAUUGUCUCUUACUUAUUCCCGGCAUAUCCGACACGUGUAAAAUAUGGAAUGUCUAUUAUGUUUUUUAAAAAUCAUAUACAUAUUCCUAAUUAUCUAUAUAGAUCCAAACAUAAAAUACUUUAUUUUGAUGAUUUACAUUGAAUGAAAGUGUUAUGCGCCUGUAAACCAUAUUAGACCUUAACACUUUGGGUUUAAAGGCUAUUUUUUGAAAUUGCAUGUGAUGAAAGAGUUAUGUUCGAAGAAAAAGUAGAAGUGACAAAAGUUUGUCGCCCAUUUUCUCAAAAUUAACAAAUCGUAUCAUACCCCCUUCAUCCAUUCACGUCUUCAAUUAAUAAUAUCUUGUGUGUACUCUACAAUCCGUAUUUCUGCCUCCAGGAUCGUUAGCAAUUUAAUUCUUUUGCCAUAAUGAUUGAUUAUCAAAAACGUUGAUCGUGUCAAGCCAUGACAAGUGUAUUAAGUUUAUUUGAAUGAGGUCGAUAGAGAUCGCGUUUCAAAGAAAAUGUCGCUUCGUUCGACCGAACGCGGGCAUUCCGUUCGUUCACCAUUCGGUCAUUUGCGGUGGCUCGUUCAUUCCUAAUUCUUAUUACUCUAGCAAUAAGGUGUAUUGUUGAAUAAUUUGUAACGUAUAAACAUUUUGUUAAAGCAGUGUCGAAAUGAUUGACAAUCUUUAGGAGAAUCAAAAAUAAACAUUUCGAUUGAAAGUGUUUUUAUAGGAUGUUAAGCUAGAUAGAUACAAAAUAUGUUUUCUCAUAGCAUCACGCAAUUUAUUAUAUUAAUUAAAUUAAAAAUAAAGGGGUAAAGAUUGUUGACAGUCGACCUGCACUGAUUGAAUGAUUGUAUAUACAUUUGAUGAACGAGUGAAUGAAUGGGGUAAUGUGUUUUCCGAAUUUAGUUUUUUUAUUUUUAUUUUUUAUCAUGAAGUCACCGACAGUUCCAUUGUGAUACGAUUUUUUUAAUUGUUUGUGUUAAAUCGAUAAACAUUACUCAAACUGAUUUGAACGUUUAUAAAAUUGAAGGACCUUUGUCCUUUAAAAAAAACUGUAUUCAAAUUCAGUAACGUCAUAGCUACACUACAAAACGCAUUAUCUGAUUUUUGUAGUGGAUUUAAGUGUGCGUUUCUUUAAGAUUAUAAUCGAUUUUAAGUGAUCGGUUAUCGAUUUGGCAAUCGAUUUUGAAAAAUUUGUCGAGAGAAAGCUUGGUCUUAACGUGUAAUGAAAUCUUUCAUUUUUGUAAUUGUUUUUUUGUAUUCCGCAAUCAAAGUAAUAACGAAUUCUGUUUGGGGUUCAAGACGAAAUCAAUCUCAAUUAAUUAUGAUACGUCUUUAUAUAGUUUGUGUGAAAAUGACACUUUCGACGUUAUGAUUCCCGAUAUGUUUUAGUUUCGGUAACUCAACAUUUUCAACCAUGAAAAUAGCGGUUUCUUGUUAUUCUAAAGUCCUCGGUAAGUUUUCUUCGUGUAUUUGGCGACGUUCAAGUGAAAUAAAGCAUAAGAGGAACUUAAUUAAUAAUCAUUCUAUCGACUUAUCAUCACAUUGCAAACGAAUUUACUUCUAACGCUAGAUGCACAAGGUCCGAAAUUCAAUGUCGGAAAUGAAUAACAUUGUUUUUAAAUCAGUGAACCCGAGUGAAUGUUAAAGACUAACGCGAUUAAUGCCGCGUUGAUUCCACUGCGCUGUAGAAUGCGUCCUCCUCACAGAUAACCUCACAGAUAUUAAUUCGUUUGUGGUUAUUACGUUAAUGGUCACCCGACCUUUUAGCCUAUCUUGGUUCUUCUAGUAAUCAUAUGAUAUUUUGGUACAACGGUUGAUAUUUACCGAGGCAGUAAUGGAGUUUGACAGUUUUUUUUCUGAAGAAACAGACAAAGAGAGAAAAGUUGCAUUUUAUUGGUCGUUUUCUUAAAUACGAAUUAAUCAUUAUUCCGACGUUACACGUUUAAGACUCUAAUAAAUAUAAAUUUAACAAAAUAUUUGUUCCGAAUACUAAGCGUUCUCAUCUCAUCGAGCGUAGUUUAAAAUUUUAUUUUAAUCAUUUUUAAAAUCUCUAGUUUAUUGAAAACAUUUUAAAUUUAGUUUAACUUGUCACGUACGCAAGUACAAUGCAAGUGUGAGCGAAUUAAAAAAAGUAAUAAUGAGUCGUCUAUUAUCAAAGGUGGCAAUCUGUGCAUUUGGACAAAAAAUUUUUAUUGAUAUGUCAAUACAGAUUGAUUUGAAUAUAAUCGUCUCCUUCAAAGAAUACGGUUCAAAACCUGCAUUAAAUAAAGGUUAAUAGUUAACCUGUUAUUUAUCUAAGAUGUCGUUCCGAAGAGUUUUGUGACUGCCAAUGGAAUACAAAGUCAAUAAUUCGUUUUUCUGAUUUACCAAUCAUUGUCCAAAAGUCAGAUUGCCGGCUUUGAUACUAGUCGACUCUAAUGACAGAUCAUCGCAUCGUCGCUCGUAAAUACGUAAAAGCAUAUGUCGUAUGUGUCGUGUGAAUGCGAUUGUACAUUCAAUUUGUAUGGCGAUAUGGUUCAAUAUACUUUGAGCGUAUUUACUUUAUUUUGUUGUUGUUGUUGUUCGUUUUUACUUUAAUCAAAGCUCAAACGCUUUCCGGAGCUCAAUUUCGUAUGUGGAUUUAUUAAGGCGUUAUUAUAGGGCGUUCUUUUUUAUUGUAUUGUCGACGGUAAUAUUCAUUUAUGAGCAUGGUUUAUGACGCUGGCGGUGUGCAUAUAUAUGUUGUCGUCCGAUGUGUUUUUAAGGCAUUUAAUAUUACGAUGUACGUGUGGCCGAAUUUUUGUAAGAAUUUAUAAAUAUUAUUAUUAUAUAUACUAUUAUUAUUAUUAUUAUUGAUCGAUUAAGUCCAUACCUGUAUUAUACUCAUUUUAAUGCAUUUUGUACUCGUUUUGGACGUGUCACGAGUCUUGGUUUUUUUUAAACGUUAUCAAAAAGAUAAUGCGGAACAUUAAUGGUAUUAAUGAGAUGAUUCGAUAUUUUGAAAUUAAAGACAUUCGUUUUACGAUAAAAAAUACGGGUAGUUGAUGAUGAAUUGUCGUGGGUGAGUUAGCAGAAGUUCCGUAAGACGUAAAAUUGCGUAAUAGCAACGAGACUCUUCACGCACGAUCGAUUUCCUCGUUAUUGUACGAGAAAAUCAAACUACCCACAGUUUAUUGGUAUUUAAUAAAGUUGUGGGUAUUCGUGGCUCGACGUGGGUAGUCGUGGAACCGCGACGCGUCCGAUCGAGUUGUUUUCGAGAUGAUAUUUGUAUGCUGUCCUUGGACACAGCGCGCUGUACUCUAGCUUGUUAGUGUAGCUUCUUAACUUACAGUUAGUCGUUAUUGCAGUAUUUCGAUGCAAAUAUUAUUUAAAAACUUAUUCGUAAAUAAAUGACCCUAUAGAA